UUGUAUCCGGCCGCCGAACUCUGACGUCGUUAACGUUGUCGGCCGUCGGAAAACGACGGCACUUUACGGCACAUUUCUGAAGUUACUAACGCGUUUAGGCGGCACAUUUUAAAAUUGUUUUUUUUUACCGACAAAACACAACAAUAUUAUUUGAUUUAUUUCACGCUAUCAUAAUAAUAACAACAUAGCCGGUCGAGGAUUAUUCGGUUGUGUUUGAUUUGUUUAUUUUAUUUCCUACCCAAACCAGCUUUUGCCCGCCCAACAACCCUUUUGCGGCAAUAACGAACGUCCAGCAGACAGUCGAUCAGCAAUAAAUGGAGAGCGUGGCGUGCCCUCUGUGCUGUGAAGAUCGAUUCUCCAACCAAGACCUUUUGAAGUAUCACCUGCUGAGUUUGACGACAAACAUCCAAUGCCCGUUUUGCGGUAAACAAUGCGACACCAUCAACUCUUUGGUCGUGCACUUGGACAAGAUGUGUUUGGACAAACCGGACGAAGUAGAUAAAAGUGUACUGGACAACGAGAUGAUCGUCGUGUACCCCGACGACGAGGAACCCGAUAGCGAGUAUGACAACUUGGUGAAAGAAGAAGUUUAUCAAAACGACGAACACCCGCUCGACGUUGAGCACAGAGAAGUCAAAAAGUUUAUCGAAGAAUUUACCGUGGACGAAGCGGCUAAAACGGCAGUUCAUACGUCAGAAAACGAACCCACGGAAGAACCUCACCUUUAUCAUUGCUCCGAGUGCAAUAUAAAUUUCCCGUCGAUUCAGGAUCACAUUGAUAGCUGUCACAAAGGACAAGAAGUAGUCUUCCAGGUAACAGAAAAUGAAGAUGUUGCCAACCUAAAAGACAUGACAAAUUUAAUAGAUAGUCAGUGUCCACAGUCAGGAUCUUGGACGAAAUGGGGCAACGGUUAUUUCUAUUCUUGCCACAAAGAAAUAGUUGAAGGACAUUUACAUGAACAAUCGGCGUACAUAACAGGCUUGGCGGAAGAUACCGUAAAAUCAAGUCCUGAAGACAUGCUUCAAAAAGCAAAAGACAAACAACAAUGCAACGGUGAGAUAAGAAAAGAUCUUCAGCUGUCUGAGAUGUUUGCAAACCAUUGUAUUAUUGAUGCGUACGGUGAUAGAUAUUAUGAUACGCCUAUUUAUUUGCUACACCGAGCAACUAACGAAGUCAAUGAUUAUUUUCAAGUAGAAGCGCGAAAGUUGAGUUUUAAAAAGCGCAUGCGUCUUAUACGGCUCAAGUCAGACACUGACCGUUUUGAAAUUGAACAAAUUUUGUUCCAAAACAAACCAACAAAUGGCAAUAUUAUUCCUACGUUGGAAAAAGCUACCGUAGCCAACGACAGUGUUCAGAUGGAAAACGUAGAAGGUUGUCUCCUGUUGUGCUGGAAGUGCUUAAAAUGUAAUAUUAGGUCUGAACAUUGGUCCAAGUUGAACAAACACAAUUGUAAGGACGACGAGCCAAUAGUGGCCAAAUCGAAGAAAAGUGUCGAGUCUAAAAGUGCGACUGUAAAAAAUAACAAUCGAACGGCCGGGGCUAAUCGUUCACAACACAUUUGCCCGCAUUGCAACGGAGAAUUUGAUUCCGAAGGUUAUUUACGAACUCAUCUUAUGGUGCACGUGAACGAUUCAAACAAGUGUCCGUUUUGCGACCAACCCGUGGCACCGGAAAUGAUGGACACUCAUUUGAUAGCGCAUCAAAAUCCUGAAUUUUCAAAUUUAAAAUUUCUAUGCAAUGUAUGCAAUAAGUGUUACGACUCAGAGUUUCGUUUGCGGUGUCAUCAACGAGCGCACGAGAUGCGCCGUAAACCGCGAGAGAUAUUGGUGUGCGAUGUUUGCAACGCUCAGUUCAACGACAAAAACUCGUUAAAACAUCAUGCGAUCACGCACAUAGAACCUCCAGAACGUUUGCGUCGAUUACACGAAUGUCGUUUUUGUCGGAAAACUUUUGUCAAACCAAUCGAAAAGGUAAAUCACGAAAGAGUGCACACUGGGGAGAAACCAUUUGCGUGUCCCGUGUGCGGACGUUGUUUUAGGCUCAAAGACCUUGUACAAAAACACUUGCGUGUGCACACCAAAGAACGGCCGUACAAGUGUCGUCACGAAGGGUGCGAGAAAACAUUUAGCGCUUCCAGUAGUCGGGUGAACCACGAACAAGGCCAUUCGGGUAUCAAACAGUUCAAAUGUUUUUAUUGCCCGAGAUAUUUCAAAAAUUGGGUUUCGAGGAGCAAUCACGUCCAGGAGCAUAUGGUGCAACAUUCGUGUGACGUUUGUGACAGAUCGUUUGUAUCGUUUUGUAAUUAUAAAAAACACUUGAAAAUGCACGAGGAGGGACGGCUAAAAUUCAAAUGUGUGCUGUGUCGUCAAGCGUUCGGCAGGCAGUUAUUCUUAGACAACCAUCUAGCCAGUGAACAUCAAAUCAAUUCCAACAAAGAUGAAGUCUCGUCGAAUGUAUAAGUUAUUAACUUGCCUUUAGUAAUUGGAUUGCGAAAGAGUUCCACUUCAUCGUCGUCGUCGAAAAGAUACGGUUUUUGUGGCAACAAAGCAAAGCCAUUUCUAUAGGCAAACGAAGACGGCCUUCCAGACUGCCAACGGAGAUAACAAUGAUACCAACUGACGCCAAGAAUCGAACAUAUAAAAACUAAAAACCAAAAUUAUACGGUUCUAUUAAUUGCUUUUAAAAAUAAGUCGUAACGUUAACUCUCCAAUGAAUGAUCGUAUCGAUAGUUAAGUCUGAUUUUAGCAACAAAAUUAUUAUUUAUCAAAUAACUUAAUAUUCAAUUAUUCAAUUUAAUUUAACUAAUUAUAUGAUGUUACAAAUAAAAAAUUGUAGUUUAUUUUAGUCAUUAUUUUGUUUUAUAAAUCAAAAUUGCACAGAU
Molecule: messenger RNA, 2881 nt
Organism: Adelges cooleyi (spruce gall adelgid)
Lineage: Eukaryota; Metazoa; Arthropoda; Insecta; Hemiptera; Adelgidae
Product: zinc finger protein 468-like
Exons: 8
Coding region: 315-2459 (714 amino acids)
Source: RefSeq, a predicted model, not a curated record